AUGACGUCCACAUCGAGCGAAAGGCGGGCGUUUGCUCUCAAAAUCAACCGGACUGUCGCUUCAGAGGUUCGGAAGCAAGUGUCCAGAGAGUACGGCUCGCCUCUAAUGUCCAAAAAGCGAGGAACCGUGCACCAUCCUUUACCCCUGACAGAGGUAGUUGAGCCGCUGGAUUUUGAGGAAUAUGUGAGCAGUCACGCUCCCGGGGUGGAGCCCGGCCCCCUUAGACAACUCGUGGAAUUCCCCCAGGAUGACCUGGAACUCCACCACAUGGACAAGGAUUGCACCACGUUGGAGCCUCCGCUGCCAGAGGAGGAAGAUGCACUGGAUCCCAGAGUGAGAGAUGCUUUGGCAGUCUACACAGAUGACUGGCUUGUCAUUCAGAGAAAAUAUCAGCGCUACAGCCCCUCACACAGCCCUCACAGCUCAGAGCGACAACGGGAGAGACAGCGAGGCUUGCUCAAGCAGAACUUUGAACUGGAUGAAGCCAACGCCGUAGAGCGCCAAGAGGAACAGAAUGACACUAAGCGGCGGUCCGUAUCCAUUGACGAGACCCCACGGGGGAGCUGGGCCUCCAGUAUCUUUGACCUGAGGAACUCGGCCCCCGAUGUGCUCCUCCCAUCUGUGCUGGAACGCACGGGGCCCGAGGACAUGGACUGCCGCAACACCGAGGCUCGCCUGCGGGAGCGCCAUGGGGACCUGCUGGGACUCUACCUGCCACCUGAUGAGGAUGAGGCUGUGGAGCGAUGCUCUGUCCCCGAAGUACCCAAAGAACAUUGUGGCCAAAGAAUCGUGGUGAAGUGUCUUUCUCUUAAAUUUGAGAUUGAAAUCGAACCAAUAUUCGGAUCGCUCGCUCUGUAUGAUGUCAAGGAAAAGAAGAAGAUUUCCGAGAAUUUCUACUUCGACCUGAACUCCGAUCAGAUGAAAAGCUUGCUAAAGCCUCACACGCCUCACAUCGCCAUUUCCACUUUGGCGCGCUCGGCUAUUUUUUCCAUCACGUACCCGUCUGCGGAUAUCUUCUUGGUCAUAAAGCUUGAGAAAGUUCUUCAGCAAGGAGACAUUGGAGAGUGCUGUGAACCCUACAUGGUCAUGAAAGAGUCGGACUCUUCUAAGCACAAAGAGAAGCUUGAGAAAUUGCGUCUUCAGGCAGAGCAGUCUUGCAGUCGUCUUGGCUGCUUCCGAAUGCCUUUUGCCUGGACGGCCAUUCACCUUUUCAACAUCGUCAGUAGCGUUGGAGGCCUGGACCGCUUGGAUCCAGACUCAGACACCGAGCGCAAAGGCCACGGGACGUGGAACGAGAGAAAGAAGAAAGGAUAUGAGCGAAUGAGUGUCGGUGACGACAUUUGCAACUUUGCCACUUUCCGUCCGGCAACGCUGACUGUCACUAACUUCUUUAAACAGGAGGGUGACAGGCUCAGUGACGAAGAUUUAUACAAGUUCCUGGCAGACAUGCGUAGACCAUCAUCUGUCCUGCGGCGACUAAGGCCUGUCACAGCCCAGUUGAAAAUUGAUAUCUCUCCAGCACCAGACUCGCCUCAUUACUGUCUUUCACCUGAGCUGCUCCACGUAAAGCCCUACCCUGACCUACGGGUUCGCCCCACCAAAGAAGUUCUGGAAUUCCCUGCUCGCUAUGUGUAUACACCACAUACCACCUACAGGAACCUGCUCUACGUUUACCCUCAAAGUCUGAACUUCAGUAGCCGCCAGGGCUCGGUGAGGAACAUUGCCGUGAAAGUUCAGUUCAUGGCGGCGGAGGACCCCAGCCAAGCUUUGCCUGUCAUCUUUGGAAAAUCGAGUUGCGCAGAGUUCCUAAAAGAGGCAGUCACUCCCAUCAUCUACCACAACAAGUCUCCUGAGUUCUAUGAGGAGAUGAAGCUGAAAAUUCCUGCUAACCUCACAGACAACCACCAUCUUCUCUUUACCUUUUACCACAUCAGCUGCCAACCCAAACAGAAUACUCCUCUGGAGACUCCUGUGGGCUACACUUGGAUCCCUCUAAUGCAGCACGGCCGAUUGCGCACGGGUUCCUUCAGUUUGCCCGUGUCUGUGGAGAAGCCCCCGCCCAGCUACUCGGUGCUCACCCCCGACGUUCAGCUUCCUGGCAUGAAAUGGGUGGAUAAUCAUAAAGGCGUGUUCAACGUGGAGGUGACAGCUGUGUCCUCAGUACACACACAGGAUCCCCACCUGGACAAAUUCUUUACUUUAGUGUACGUGCUGGAGGAGUGCUCCUUCCCCUUCCGCCUAAAGGAUGUCAUCAUUAGCGAGGCGAACAUGGAAGGCGAGCUGAAGGCCAGCAUGGCCUCGCUGAGGGGGGCACUGCUAGACACCUGUGUCAGGUUCCUACACCAGCUGCUCAACAAACUCAUUCAGCUCAUAGUCUACCCUCCAGUCAUUGCCGGCCAAAUCGUGAAUCUUGGCCGUGCUGCCUUUGAAGCCAUGGCUCUUUUAGUCAACCAGAUUCACAAGAAUCUGGAGGGCAACCAGGACCAGCAUGGACGCAAUAACCUGCUGGCAUCCUACAUCCAUUACUGCUUCCGCCUGCCAACUGCUGAGCCAGCAAUGGCGCCGCCAACUGGCAGUCUUUCCUAUGAGAUGCCGUUGCAGUACGCUACGUUUUCCAGAGCGACGGGCCGUCCGAGUAGCCUUAACUUGGCUCGCUCUAAAAGCAUCAGCAACUCUGACCCCGACUUAGCCAGCACUCCGGCUUCACCUGACGAGGAAGUGGAAAGAAUCAUUGGUAGCAAGGGUAUUGAUCGCUCCCACUCCUGGGUAAACUCUGCUUGUGCCCCCGGGGGCUCCAGAUCUGUGCUACGCCGGAAUCCCAACUCCAGUUGUGAGCUCAAGCAGGCAAGCGACCCCAGCAACAAUCGCAUGUCUGCCUUUCUGGACAGCGUGGCCUCGUUUUCGGUCCCUCCGAGGCAGAUUACGAAAAAGCUGCUUCACGAAGAACUUGCUCUCCAGUGGGUCGUCAGCACAAGCACUGUGAGGGAAGCGGCGUUGCAGCAGGCCUGGUUCUUCUUUCAGCUCAUGACAAAAAGCAUGGCCCAACACUUGUUCCUCACCUCGAAAUUGGACACUCCCCGACGUCAGCGCUUCCCAGACCGCUUUGUGGAUGACAUCGCAGCACUUGUUUGUGCCAUCAGUGCAGACAUUGCCACUCGAUACCACAAGGAUGUGGAACUGGUGGAGAGGUUAAAUAGCAGCCUGGCCUUCUUUCUCAAUGAUCUGCUGUCUCUCAUGGACCGAGGCUUCGUUUUCAACCUUAUCCGCACUUACUAUAAACAGAUUGGCAACAGAUUCCACAUGACGCACAACCCUAGUUCUUUGACUGCUCUGCGAAUGGACUUCAUUCGGAUUGUAUGCAGUCACGAGCACUAUGUAGUACUCAACCUCCCGUGCGUCACUCUCAGCCCGCCGGCAUCACCUUCCCCCUCCACGUCCUCCACCACUUCACAGAGUUCAGCAUUUUCCAGUAUGGUGCAAGACCAAGGCGUGGCGACCAUGUUUGAGCUUUCUGUUCCAUUUCGGCAACAGCACUUUCUAUCAGGCCUGCUCCUCACUGAGCUAGCGCUCAUACUUGAUCCUGAAGGAGAAGGCGUUUUUUUCCUCCAUAAAAAAGCUAUAUGCGCGGUUCAUUCCCUGCUGUGCAGCCACGAUUCCGAUCCGCGCUACAAUGACCCUCAAGUCCGAGCGCACGUCGCUCAGCUGUACCUGCCCCUCCUUCCCAUCAUCACAGAAGCCCUGCAUCAGCUUCAUGACUUUUCAGACUCCACCACGUCUCGAGUCCGCCAUGCCCACGCAGACGACGCCGACCUAGACGGUAGCAGCACUAUCAGUCAGUCUGUUGCCAUGGCAAUUGCUGGCUCCCCAUUGCCGCAUGCCAAGGUUAACCCAUUUGCAAUUCCCACAGUGGCAGGCCGCCAGGGCAGCGUUCUGUCCGCCGAGUGCAGCCGAACUCUGCUGGUGUGCUUUCUUUGGGUGCUGAAGAACGCCGACGCCACUCUCUUAGAGUGCUGGGUGUCUGAUAUGUCAGUGCAGCAAAUCAACCGUCUGCUGGAUCUCCUACAUCUGUGCAUCUCCUGCUUUGAAUACAAGGGUAAGAAGGCUUUGGAGAGGAUCAACAGCUUGACGUUUAAGAAGUCACAGGACAUGAAGGCCCGUCUGGAAGAGGCCAUUCUCGGUACCAUCGGUGCUCGUCAGGAGAUGGUGCGCCGUUGCCGAGAGCGGAGUCCUUAUGGGAGCCAGGAGAACGUCAGGUGGAGAAAGAACGUCACUCACUGGAGACAAAACACAGACAGGGUCGACAAGACCAAGGCUGAAGUGGAGCAGGAGUCUGUAGUGGAUGGAAACCUAUCUACAGAAGCAUCUCUGGUAGUAUUGGAUACGCUGGAGAUUAUAGUGAAGACUGUGGUGGCAUCAGAACUGAAGGAAAGUGUGUUAGGUGGUGUGCUGAGAGUUCUACUCCACAGCAUGGCAGGCAACCAGAGUGCUCUGUUCCUGCAGCACUGCUUCACAACACAAAGAGCGCUCGUCUUCAAGUUUCCAGAGAUGCUAUUUGAAGAGGACACUGAGCUUUGUGCGGACCUGUGCCUUCGUCUGCUGCGCCACUGCAGCAGCAGCAUCGCCUCUGUUAGAAGUCACGCUGCUGCAUCGCUUUACCUGCUCAUGAGGCAAAACUUCGAGAUAGGAAAUAAUUUUGCCCGAGUUAAGAUGCAGGUCACCAUGUCGCUGUCCUCCUUGGUCGGAACGUCACAGAACUUCAAUGAGGAACAUCUCCGCCGGUCUCUUAAGACCAUCCUGACUUACGCCGAAGAGGAUGUGGAGCUGCGUGAAACCCCUUUUCCAGAACAGGUUCAGGAUCUUGUGUUCAACCUGCACAUGAUUCUCACAGACACAGUAAAGAUGAAGGAGCAUCAGCAAGAUCCUGAAAUGCUCAUUGACCUAAUGUACAGAAUUGCAAAGGGAUACCAAAACUCCCCAGACCUCCGCCUGACGUGGCUUCAGAACAUGGCAGGCAAGCACUCUGAAAAAGGAAACCACGCAGAGGCGGCGCACUGUCUUGUCCACAGUGCCGCUUUGGUGGCGGAAUACCUCAACAUGUUGGAAGAUUGCCGCUACCUACCGAUUGGCUGCGUCACCUUUCAAAAUAUUUCCUCCAAUGUGCUGGAAGAGUCAGCUGUAUCAGAUGAUGUCUUAUCACCAGAGGAGGAGGGUAUUUGUGCCGGAAAAUAUUUCAGUGAAACAGGCCUGGUGGGCCUCUUGGAGCAAGCAGCUGCCUCUUUUAACAUGGCCGCCAUGUACGAGGCCAUAAAUGAGGUGUAUAAGAUUCUUCUGCCGAUCCAUGAAGCUAACAGAGACUUCAAGAAGCUUGCCACAGUGCACGGAAAGCUGCAGGACGCCUUCAACAAAGUCUACAACCAAAGUUCAGGAUGGGAGAGGAUGUUCGGCACAUACUUUAGGGUGGGUUUCUACGGCUCUCGGUUUGGAGACCUAGACGAGCAGGAAUUUGUCUACAAAGAGCCAUCAAUCACCAAACUGGCUGAGAUCUCCCACAGACUUGAGGAGUUCUACUUGGAGAGGUAUGGAGACGAAGUGGUUGAAAUAAUCAAGGACUCCAACCCUGUGGACAAAAGCAAAUUGGAUCCCAACAAGGCCUACCUCCAGAUCACCUACGUUGAGCCUUUCUUCGACACAUAUGAGCUCAAGGAAAGAAUCACCUACUUUGACAAGAACUACAACCUGCGCACCUUCAUGUAUUGCACACCCUUCACAUUGGACGGCCGCGCCCAUGGUGAACUGCAUGAGCAGUACAAGCGUAAAACCAUCUUGACAGCUUCACACGCAUUUCCUUACAUCAAGACGCGCGUCAAUGUCACUCACAAGGAGGAGAUCAUCCUGGUGCCUAUUGAAGUUGCCAUUGAAGAUAUGCAAAAGAAGACGCAGGAGCUGGCUUUUGCCACCACCCAGGACCCGGCCGACCCAAAGAUGUUGCAAAUGGUGCUGCAGGGCUGCGUGGGUACAACCGUCAACCAGGGCCCCCUGGAGGUGGCGCAAGUCUUUCUCACCGACAUUCCCGAUGACCCAAAGCUGUUUCGCCAUCACAACAAAUUGCGGCUGUGCUUUAAAGACUUUGCCAAAAGGUGUGAGGAUGCCCUGAGGAAAAAUAAGGCUCUUAUUGGGCCUGAUCAGAAAGAGUACCACAGAGAGCUGGAGAGGAACUAUAAUAAACUCAAAGAAGCAUUGGGUCCACUCAUCAACCGCAAGAUCCCGCAGCUCUACAGGACUCUGCCGGCUCCGGCUACACAAACACCACGGAACUCCUUCAGUCAUUCCAGCCUCCGAAGAGUGGAGGGCUAA
Messenger RNA from Nerophis lumbriciformis (worm pipefish), 6354 nucleotides. Lineage: Eukaryota; Metazoa; Chordata; Actinopteri; Syngnathiformes; Syngnathidae. The record is from RefSeq and is a predicted model, not a curated record.